GAUGUGUGAGCAAGCAGCGCGUUACUGCAGGGACGGCGUCCACAAACUGCUCCAGAAAGAACAAGCCAAACUCCGGGCACAAGAAAGCAAAGAACAGCCCAAAUCCGGGGCCCAGGACAGCGAGACAGCGACGGCUGCACAGUCCGGAAACAGCGGUAGCCAGCCCGGUGGAAUCGACGGGCUUGUCCGCUGGAUAGUCACCAAGAUGAGCGACAACAAGAGCAUCUCUACCCGGGAAUACGCCAAAGAAGAGGCGGCAGUGGCCCAGGAGCAGUUCUUCGCCCCAGAGCCACGGAAAGGCAUCUCUGUCAUUUUAGAUAUUUUCCGGCGAGCGGAUAAGGAUGAUGAUGGGAAACUGUCUCUGGACGAGUUUCUGGGCUUCUUCUCCGAUGGCACCCUGAACGAGGAGGAACUGGAGAAGCUGUUUCACACCAUUGAUUCAGAUAACACCAGUAAUGUUGACACCAAGGAACUCUGUGACUACUUUGCCAAACACAUGGGUGACUAUGAGGGUGUUCUGGCCUCCCUGGAGACUCUCAAUUUGUCCAUCCUCAAAGCCAUGGACUUCACCAAGAAGGUGUACGAGCGAGGCACCAACGUGGAGCAGUUCGUGGCCCGCUUCCUGCUGAAGGAGUCAGCCAGUCAGAUCCAGUCUCUGCUCAACUCAGUGGAGAGUGCUGUGGACGCCAUAGACGAGCAGCACACUCAGGGGUCAUACCCGUCCAGCAAGGUCAGCCCCCGGGCCCCAGAGAAGCAAUACGUCAACCCAGUGCCCGACUAUCCGCCCAACAACAGAGUCAGUGCCAAGGAUGCCCCGAGGAACAUCAACCCAGGACAAGGGGCCGUGGAGACCAGGAAAGAGGGGCUGGAGGCGCAGAUCAACCGUCUGGCAGAGCUGAUUGGUCGCCUGGAAAACAAGACAGUCUACUUUGAUCUGCAUCAGCGACUAACUGAUACUGAUGGCACAACAAGCGCAUGCCUCUUCCUGAUCCGUCAGGAGAUGACCGUGUCUCAGAAGCAGCUCGGGGAGUUCUGUGAGGCCCUGAAGCAGUACCUGAAAAAUGUCUCCACCCAAAGAGACUGCUUCCACGUGACUGCAGUGCGACUGCCGAGCGGACUGUCCUUCGUGGUGUACGAGUUCUGGGAGGGGGAGGAGGAAUGGAAGAGGCACCUCCAGACUGCGUAUGCCAAGGCCUUUCAGCAUGUGAAAGUGGACACCCUGUGCCAGCCCGAAGCAGUGUCCACUGUAGCCGUGCCAGCUGCCUGGUGCAACUCAAGCAGAGAAUGAUGUGGACGAGGCCUCUCUGCUGGUGGAACGCGUCCGCCGUAUGCCUGAAUGCCCAAACACUCCUCUUCUUGUCCACCCCUUAGGCUCACCUCUUCCUCUUCCUCCUCCUCCUCCGCCCCCUCCCGCUCUCUCUCUCCUUAUCCCCUCACACCCGCUCCCUCUCUGCUUAAAGCCUUCUCUCUCUUCCCCUACCCCCUCUCCCCCCCUCUCUUUUGUAAUGACUUGUUUACACAGUGUCUGUUUGAUAUUGAGGCAGAAUGUAAGGUGUUAAUUGCAGAGAGCGUUGAGCGGAUCUAAGUUUCAUUUCCCCGUGACUGCGCUGGCGCGCGCGCGUGAUGUUGGGGCUCCUGCUGCAGUCUCUCGGCAGAGCUGCAGUGGGGGCCGAUUAUGCCGCGCGUGGAGCUGUGGAGGCUGUGAAAUCCAUUUGGCCGCAGAAACCAAACGCCAACUGUGGGAGUCAACGCUUGCUGUAACAUCAGCGACGUUUUUGACGCACCGGAGGUUUGUGUGUGUUUCAUUCUUGACAGUUGCAGUCCCACUAAAACACUCCCUCGCACAGACAUGUGUGGCUUGUGUUGACCCCAAUGCCAGCAAAGCAGGUCAACUUAAUGGCGAUGUUCCUUCACGGCUGUAGAGGCUUGAAGAGACUGCUUUUCUGCCAGUGCUACUAAACCUCAGCAUAUAUAUCACGCUAACGAUCUUCAGUGUUCCCUGCAAUUAACUGUGCAUUAAGAGCGAUGCCCCAUGCUUCUGUCAGACAAACAGUACUACGGGAAUUGAAACCGUUUUCACACACCAUUCACACUAUACAUAAAGGAAAAAACCCACCACAAAGCAGUGUAUACUUGAUCCAGUGUAGGCUUAUGGUCCAGUUCAGUCCAUAAGAACUACACUAAACACAGUCAGAACCAUUCUAAGAGCACAAUGUAUGUGAAUAAGUAUUCACUAAAGAAAAAAGUAUAUGAAGAGUUGUCUAUGUAAACUGGAGAUAUAGAAUUUAAAAUGAAUAUUUACGAUGGAGAUAUCUAUUUAUCAAAGAGUUGAUCUUGUAAAGUGAUUUAGUUGAUUGCAGUAACAACAUGAUCUUAGUCUCCUACAGAAUGACUGGCACAGUGUCAAAACAGAAUCAUGUUUUCUUUAGAGAUCUUCAUCUGUUGACAUCAUGAAUCAAACUAAUUGACCCACAUCUAUCGAGAUCAUGAACACAGAAGUAUUCGGUCAUUCUUGUCCAGGUUUAUUUCUUUUUGAACCAGGACUACAGAAAAAAAAAAAAACGUAGACCCUGAAGUUUAAUAAUAAUCAAAAAGCGGAAAAUCUUACAGUACCCCAGUAAAAGCGGUUUGCCUCUGUGAAAACAGGUUUGCUCCGGUCAUAGCACUAGUGGCCCUCCUAGCUAUGGGAUGUACUGUGCAAAAUGGCUUCUUUUCUUUUUUUGUGGCCCUUUUUCCUCCCCCUCCACUGUACCUCACCUGAGUGCAUGUUCAAACAAAUGUCCAGUAACUCGGUAGUAUUUAGCUAUGCUACUUUCAAUGGGGUUUGUGCAGUUAAUUAUGUUCUUUUAUAAUAUUCCAACAAUAUGACGUUAAAAUAUAUGACCAGGAGAAGAAAAAAAAGACUUACAGAAUGAAUAUUCACUUUUAUGGCAUUGUUUAUUGAAAUAUUAAUUCUUAUACCUAUGUAUGUUUCAGUAAAACUGGCUUUCUCUUGAUGUGAGUGUAGAGACGUAUUGCAGGGAUGCAAGCAUUAUAGUCGUUUGAACUUUGUUUAAAUUCUAGAUUAUGUAGAGUGAUGCAAUUCAAUAAAAAUCGAAAAGG
Sardina pilchardus (European sardine) is the source of this 3102-nucleotide messenger RNA. It is a transcript of the gene necab2, whose product is annotated as N-terminal EF-hand calcium binding protein 2. The record is from RefSeq and is a predicted model, not a curated record. The transcript is spliced from 13 exons. Gene Ontology annotation, cellular component: cytoplasm. Lineage: Eukaryota; Metazoa; Chordata; Actinopteri; Clupeiformes; Clupeidae. Gene Ontology annotation, molecular function: calcium ion binding. Gene Ontology annotation, biological process: regulation of amyloid precursor protein biosynthetic process. Bases 2 to 1288 code for a protein of 428 amino acids.